This is a messenger RNA of Saccostrea cuccullata (small rock oyster), 2717 nucleotides long. Its product is annotated as scavenger receptor class F member 1-like. The transcript is spliced from 11 exons. The coding region runs from base 92 to 1468 and encodes 458 amino acids. The record is from RefSeq and is a predicted model, not a curated record. Gene Ontology annotation, molecular function: scavenger receptor activity. Lineage: Eukaryota; Metazoa; Mollusca; Bivalvia; Ostreida; Ostreidae.
CAAGAAUCAUGCAAAGAUUAGUUUGAUGUAUAGCUAGAGGAACUUGGCAUUCGUGUUGGGAGUUCUAACCCCUAAUACAAACUGUGAAAGAAUGAGAACACUGAGAUUUAUACAUCCCUUCUUGAUAUUAGUGUAUGGACUACUGAGGUUAUCGUUAGGAGAAUUUAUGCCUUAUAAGAUUCGGUUCACGGUGGUGAAAUCUCUGACAGGAGGGAGACAGGGACCCACAACUUCAUGUCCUGACAGCACCCGGCAGAUUUCACUGACGCAGUAUUUACAGGACAAGAAUGAUUUGAUUCCUCUGGACAUUGAUUACAUUAGCGUGCAGUUUAUCAACAUAACAACGAAAUCUCCGAUACGGAGUGUUUUGGUGCCACCUGGUGGAGGGCCCUGUUACCAGGAUCUGGCCAGUUCAGAAGAUGUCAUUCCUUCAUCGAAAGUCCAUGGCUCCUGUAAAGGACUGAAACAUACCGAUAACAUUAACACCGAGACCAUUUUGGUAAAGAAGACGUUUAAAGAAUCAUGUCGACUGAAAAUCUCACGUGAGUGUAACGAGACUGUGUAUGAUGCUCACUGUGUGCCCUGUGGCAGUGGCUGUACAGAGGACUGUUACGUGGUGAGUGGGACUUGUAAAGGGGAGUAUGUGUGUGAGGAGCCCUAUACAGAUCUGUUCUGUAACACAACUUGUGAAGGCGAUAGAUACGGACCCUUGUGUGGUGAGACAUGUAGCCCGAAUUGCCUCACUCAGCCUCAGUCUGGGGACCGGAACUGUUCACAGUCAGACGGAACCUGUCUAUUGGGCUGUUUAACAGGCUGGCAGGGGAACAAAUGCGACAAAAUUUGUUCACCCGGUACAUUCGGAGAUGGAUGUAAAAGUACAUGUAUUGGGAACUGCCUUGAAGGAGACACUUGUUCUCACAUCAAUGGGACCUGUCCCCGGGGUUGUGAUAAAGGGUGGGAAAAUUUCCAUCCUUGUGAUAAGUCUUGUACAAACAACACGUAUGGUGUCGGCUGCUCCCAAACCUGCAGUACAGGAUGUGUCGACGGCGAAUGUGAUAGAAGAAAUGGAACGUGUUUGAAGGGAUGUCGAGAAGGAUAUAGGGGACCCAAAUGUUCAAAGUGCCCCAAAGGAACAUACGGGAAGAACUGUGCAUUUAACUGUGGAAAAUUCUGUGGGAACGGGACGUGUGACUUAGUCACCGGAACUUGUCCACAGGGACAGUGUGCUAGAGGGUGGAGUGGUCUCAAGUGUGAUGUGGAUACCUGUUUGUAUACAUAUGAGGAGAGAUGGUGGGAUUUUUUCACAUUCCUGGUGGGUUGUGGGAUUGGGGUCGGAAUCGCUGCCAUUCUAAUGAUUACUGUUUUUGUCAUCUACAAGUUCAUGAGAAGUCGCAGAGAGACCAGGUUUAUGAAUGGGUCCCAACAGGCCGUCACAGGGGGUGUUGUACAAUUGAAUGUCUUUAAGUAGUUAGAGACAUUCCUAUAUAGAUGUGAUAGAAACUAAAGAAACUUUUGAUCAAUGGUGGAUGUAAAAACUAGCAAAGAUAUUGUUGCAUCAUUGUUAACUUGCAAUUGAUGAUAAAAUUAUAUCAGAUGAAAUUAUCUAAUGAAAAGUGUCAACCAAUUCAAUAAAUUCAUCCAUCAUUAUCAAUAGGGAUAAGUGUAUGUAUAGUGUUACGUAUGUCGACCACUUUUGUGACUUUGUCAGACACGAUGUUGUACUUUUGCACUGCCGUAUUGUGUUACAUGUUCUACCUAUUUUGGUGUUAAAAAAAUCAAUGCAUGACAAUAAACCAAAAAUUAAUUUAAAAUGUAUGUAAUUUUAUAUACAAGUAACAUUUAGCAUUUACCAAUUGAAAACUUAUUAUCGGUUUUCACAUAUUUUAUAAUUUGUAUAAAGACUAGUCGCAUGUAGGAGCUAGUUUGAAUUGUCAUUUUUUGGUUACAAAGAGUAUAUAUUAGUUGUUGUUAAUUGUGAAGUAAGUUUAUUGUUUUUAUUAGCUCUACUGAUCAGUUUAUGCGAAUGUAAGGUUUCCAUCGUUCGUCCGUCUAUUUGUCUUGUCUAGCUGUCCAGCUGUCUGUAAAGAUUUUCAAAACUUUACUCCUCCAAAAAUUUUGGAAUGAUUUUAAUAUAACUAGGCACAUAGUCAAGUAGACUACUAUAAGAUAUAUAAUUUAGUGCAUCGAAUUUUGAACUUUUCUCUACCUUUGAGAAAAAUGAACCAGUGGAGCUACAGUCUCAUCAGAGACUUCUGGUUAUAAUUUUACGCUUGCAAAAUCACUAGUAUUUUAGAUAAAAAUAUUAUAUUUAACACUUUUAUGCACUGAACACCUUACCAGGUAAUCAUCACGAUGGACUAAAUCUCACUUAAUAUAUGUAGCCCCAUUUUUAACCUCUAUUGAUCAAAGAUUAUAUCUCAAUAUCAAAGUUGUGUUGUAAUGCAGGUAGAGUAUACUAUAGAUAGUUGAGGUGACAAUUUUCUUUUCCUUUAAUAUAACCAAUAGACAGUCUAUCGGAUUAUAAACUUACCUUUCAAAUCUCCAAUAAAGUACAUAUCUCGACAACUUAUACCUCAUUUUACUGUGAAUUUUUUUAUGACAAAAGAUUAUUUUUACUGAUACAUUUGGAUAGUAUUUUUUAUGUUUAGUAUUACAAAUAUUUCUUUGAUUUUGUAUUUUUGAAUACAUGUACAUGUACUAGUAAUUACAAGUUUAAA